UGCAGUGCUAGCAGGCGCGCAGAGCGGCGGGCCGGCAGCGCAGGCCGCAGCGCCUCAGCACCGCACCGCGAUGGCCGUGGCCGUGGGCAGACCGGCGAACGAUGACCUCAGGAACCUGUCCCUCUCCGGCCACGUGGGCUUCGACAGCCUUCCUGAUCAACUGGUCAACAAGUCAACGUCCCAGGGCUUCUGCUUCAACAUCCUCUGCGUGGGUGAAACCGGCAUCGGCAAGUCCACGUUGAUGGACACUCUGUUCAACACCAAGUUUGAGAGCGAACCGGCGACACACAACGAGCCCGGCGUGAGGUUGAAAGCCCGGAGUUACGAGCUGCAGGAGAGCAACGUGCGCCUGAAGCUGACCAUUGUGGACACCGUGGGCUUUGGAGAUCAGAUUAACAAGGAUGACAGCUACAAGCCCAUAGUAGAAUACAUCGAUGCACAGUUUGAAGCCUACUUACAAGAAGAGCUGAAGAUCAAACGGUCCCUGUUCAACUACCACGACACCCGGAUCCACGCCUGCCUCUACUUCAUUGCGCCCACCGGGCACUCGCUCAAGUCCCUGGACCUGGUCACCAUGAAGAAACUGGACAGUAAGGUGAACAUCAUCCCCAUCAUUGCCAAGGCUGACACCAUUGCAAAAAACGAGCUGCACAAGUUCAAGAGUAAGAUCAUGAGUGAGCUGGUCAGCAACGGCGUCCAGAUCUACCAGUUCCCCACGGACGAAGAGACGGUGGCCGAGAUCAACGCCACCAUGAGCGUCCACCUUCCUUUUGCUGUUGUUGGCAGCACCGAAGAAGUGAAGAUUGGCAACAAGAUGGCCAAAGCCAGGCAGUACCCCUGGGGUGUCGUGCAGGUUGAAAAUGAAAAUCACUGUGACUUUGUGAAGCUGCGGGAGAUGCUGAUCCGAGUGAACAUGGAGGACCUGAGAGAGCAGACGCACACCCGGCACUACGAGCUGUACCGGCGCUGCAAGCUGGAGGAGAUGGGAUUCAAGGACACGGAUCCGGACAGCAAGCCCUUCAGUCUCCAAGAGACGUAUGAAGCAAAGAGGAAUGAAUUCCUGGGCGAACUCCAGAAGAAGGAGGAUGAAAUGAGGCAGAUGUUUGUCAUGCGAGUGAAGGAGAAGGAAGCAGAGCUGAAGGAAGCGGAGAAAGAUCUUCACGAAAAGUUUGACCAUCUAAAGAGGACUCACCAAGAAGAGAAGAAGAAAGUGGAAGACAAAAAGAAGGAACUCGAGGAAGAGCUGAACAACUUCCAGAAGAAGAAGGCGGCAGCUCAGCUGUUACAGUCACAGGCUCAGCAGGCAGGUUCCCAACAAACCAAGAAAGACAAGGACAAGAAAAACUUCUUCUUUAUGUAACCGCCACCUUGCCAAAGCCCCCACACCCCCUCUCCCGGUGGGCUGUCGGGCACUGGAAGAGCCUGCGGCUACGGGCAGCCCUGCCAGGAGAAGAGCCAUCUCAUUCCUCCAUCUCGUCCACCCUCCUCUCCUUCCCUCUUGUUCCCUCCCGUGCGCUGUGCUGUGUGUCUGUGCGGGAUCUGUCGCUCCCAGCGCGGCUCCGACAGCGUCCAGGCUUCCCGGGCUGCCAGAGGUAACGGCCAGAAUGGCCCACAUUGCACUGGGGUAGUUGGAUUUCUUUCCUCCCUCCCCAUUUACUCACCUUUUGCUAUAAUAUGCACACGUUGCUGAUGACAAAUAGCGACAGACUGGGGGUGAGGGUUUCGUUUCUGCCUCAAGUCUGGCUGCUUUGGAUACCACGGCUUCAUCCCAGGGCCAUCCUGUGCUCCUCUGACACGCCUGGAAAUCGGUCUGUGGACCCGGGAAUGUUCUCUGUAUGUCACUGUGUGAAGUGGGGACGGUGGAUGCCGCACCCUGUGGUGCUGAUGGAGCCUGUUCUGGACAGCCAAGGCCUUAUUUUCUGGCUGAUGUAGCAAAGUAGGAUUUUCUUGUACAGCCGAACUGCACUGACUUGUACUUAGAUCGAGGGCUUCGCUUUGUUUUCAUGAAGCCUAGUUAGCAAUUAUUUUUUUAGCAGUCCUGAAUGUGGGCAAGUUGUUAAACUUUGUACCUUGUUUAUUUGAAAUUGAAUUCAGUCAAAAAGCUUGAGAAGUGCCAAAGGAUUGGUUGAAGGUUAAAACAAAGCCUGUAAGCGUGGUGUGUAGUGAUCUCCAGCUGGUUCGGCAGAGAGGGAAGGAGGCAGCCUGAGCUUCUUGGGAUGUUUUUUCCUGUGGAGUGAUGCACUUUUAUUUUUAACCGAAUACUAGUGACUGACUCUUUGCAUCUGUGAACCUUAAUCAAGGAAUUCCCCUCCUUUAACCGGGAAAUGGUCUAGGUUUGGCCUCUCCCCUGUGUGAUGUGCAGGCUGCUGGGAGGCUCUGCUGAAAUCUGCUGGGGGUUUUUUUCAGAAGCACAAUAUUUUGCAGCACUUUCCAGUGACGAGGGUCGGCUCCCUCCAGCCGCGUGGAAGGAAAACUGCUCGUCCUGGAAAUCUUUGCAACCGGCCAAGUGACUUUAUAGAUACAGUCAGAAAGGUUGUGAAGUGUUUGACCUUGUGUGUGUGGUGUGUUGAUUUGCCUGGUGUGUAACUGGCCCUGCUGCCCACUGCUCAGAGCGCAGGGCUAUCAAUAUCUGCACAAAUGUAGCUUGGGACAGCAUUUGCAUUAGUACCAAACCCAGAGCCUGCAGAGGUCUCAGGUGGUACCUGCUCUCCUGCCACCAGCGCUUCCCUUGAGAUGGCCAGAUCUGGGAAGCUGUGCAGUUCUCCAGCUGUUAUGUUUCUCUCAUUCCUUGGACUUUUUUGUUAUAUUUAAAAACUGUAGGAUGGCUUUAUGUGGGAGUAGGAGUCUGCAAGUUGCUCUCAAGACCAUGGUUUCUGGGGCAUUUGUUCUGCCCCUGGGAGGUGCUGGGCUGGACUGGGGGAGGUGGUGGUUCAUCCCCUGCAGGGGCUCAGCUCUGGGUGACCCACCUGUAGUGCUGCUGUGGCAAGAAGGUUAGAAGAGGGGUAAAACCCUUUUUUCCCUGGUGGCUUCUGAACUCCAGAUGGGAAUUUUUUUUAAAGCUUAAUCUGAAGAGAAGCACAAACCAAAUACCAACACUUACACAGACUGCCUUUAUUUUGCAGCUCUAUAAGAGUUUUGCUGUGCUGGUGCCUUGAGUCCUGCUUGCAGCUCUGGACUUCGUGUCUCCAGAAGGACAUAGUGGAGUUAGAGGAGGGCACUAAUGGUAAAUGGGAUGGAGCAG
Manacus vitellinus (golden-collared manakin) is the source of this 3241-nucleotide messenger RNA. It is a transcript of the gene SEPTIN11, whose product is annotated as septin 11. Bases 71 to 1360 code for a protein of 429 amino acids. Gene Ontology annotation, molecular function: GTPase activity; GTP binding; molecular adaptor activity. The transcript has 10 exons. The record is from RefSeq and is a predicted model, not a curated record. Gene Ontology annotation, cellular component: septin ring; septin complex; cell division site. NCBI's taxonomy places the organism in Eukaryota, Metazoa, Chordata, Aves, Passeriformes, Pipridae. Gene Ontology annotation, biological process: cytoskeleton-dependent cytokinesis.